AUGCGUGCUUCCGGCAAUCUCUGGGAAAGCGAGCUGGUGGCCGGCGUGGCGUUUCGACCACAGAAGUGCAGGCCUUCCCAGAGUCGCUUCCAUGACAGCACCUUUGCUGCAGAGGACGGUACUCGAAUUGCCUACAGGCUCUACAGAAGAGCAGACGCGGAGGAGGGCCGGCUCCUUGCGCUGUGCUACUUCCACGCCAAUGCUGAGUUGUGCACGGACCUGGAGGGAGAGGUGAAGAACUUCUUCGAUUGCGGUUUUGCCCUGAUCCUGUGUCCCGAGUUUCGCGGCUACGCCUGGAGUGACGGGAAGCCAAGCUUGAAGCACCUCUACUCUGAUUGCGAGGCUUUCAUGCAGGCACUGCCCUCCAUCCUGGAGGUGGCAGGUGUCCAGGCUGAUGUGCAGCUCAUCCUGCACGGACGCAGCUUGGGAUCUGCAUGCGCCAUUCAUCUGGCCUCUCUGCAGGAUGAAAGGGUCGGUGGCCUUGUCGUGGAGUCCGGCGUCAUGGACCUCCUGGCAUUGCCUAUGGUCCUGCAGAUCGGCAUGAUGAUGCCGCAAGUGCUGCAGGUCUUCUGCCCAGCCCAGUUGAGGCGUGGGGCGGCGGAUGUUGGGGAGAUUCGGCAGGUGGGGGUCUCUGCUCAUGGCUUCAGCUCCACAGCUCGUGGGAACUGUCAGAGUCAGAGCACCGCUUUAAAGUCACCACGGCAGGGCAUGAACGACCGCAGCUUCCGCCUCGGCUCUGCAGGCGAUGCCGGGCUGCUGGGCAAGGCGCUGAUAGCGGGUGGGCUGCUCUGCCUCAAGGGCAGCGUCCCCACCUUCGCCGUUUUUCCUGCGCAUCCAGCAGUCGUACCGAAGGGACAAGUUUCUGGUGCGCCUGCCUCCACGACCCAGAGAGCAGCAAGCGGUGCAAGCGGCACAGGUGCUGGCGUUGGCUUCCUCAGCCUUCGCUCGCUUAGCUUGGCCGGUGUUUCCCUGGCGAUCUUCCGAAGAACAGGUUGCAGAGCUACUACAGCUCGCCGUGCGGAGCCAGACGCCAGGAGACCAGCGAAAGAGGAGGAGGUUCGGGAGGAGCGGGGGUGCCGGUGCGAGCACUUACGGCAACCGUAUCUUGAGAUGACGGUUGGACUUUGCAGUUGGUUCAAGAGCAGCAACAGGCAAGGCAACGCCAAGUUCUUCAUUUACAAAGUGCAUAAAGGACACCAUAUAAGGAUGAGUGUGGAGCACUCUGUUGUUUCCAUGCAGAGCAGGGGUAUGCACCGAUGCAGCUUGAGCAAGCCGCCACCCGGUCCAUCGGAGAGCUUCGUGUAG
Messenger RNA from Symbiodinium sp. CCMP2592, 1305 nucleotides. The record is from the annotation of a GenBank genome assembly. Lineage: Eukaryota; Dinophyceae; Suessiales; Symbiodiniaceae.